Lobosporangium transversale is the source of this 2499-nucleotide messenger RNA. RefSeq lists its product as hypothetical. The coding region runs from base 1 to 2499 and encodes 832 amino acids. Gene Ontology annotation, molecular function: nucleic acid binding; zinc ion binding. The transcript has 2 exons. The record is from RefSeq and is a predicted model, not a curated record. Lineage: Eukaryota; Fungi; Mortierellomycota; Mortierellomycetes; Mortierellales; Mortierellaceae.
AUGGCUGCCGUAGACACCAAUAUCAUUAAUGCUAGAGCACAGCCUCAUAAAAACCUUCCUUCCUUUUCAACGAAAGUACAGGCACCAGUAUUGUCUAGUACAAAUCGUCCAGUUGCUUCUUCACGUCACAAUCCAGCAAAUGUUGCCCCAAUACCUGCUCUCAAUCUACAUUGCCUACCUCCCGAUCCACAGCUCCCGAAUGUCGACUCACAACACUAUACUCGUUACCCACAACAACUAGUCAAGGCUCAAAAGACAACACAAAUAACUCCAAAGAUGGGUCCACCCGCGGCUCUAACCGCAUUGAAAGACUAUUCAAAGCUAGGGUAUUGCGAGAAUUGCAGGCGAUACUACGAAGACUUUGACCAGCAUAUCUCUACGGAACAGCAUAGGCGAUAUGCCCAAGAUACAACUAAGUUUGAACAAUUGGAUGAACUUUUAGCGACCGUUCAGAGAAAACCCAAAGGUUUACCAAAUCUUUUAGAAAAAGAUAUAACUACCGACGACAGGGCAGAGAAGGAUCAGCGCUCUUCGUCAGCAAAUGUUUUGAACACAUCAGUAGCUACGAAGACCUCCGAGACAGACAAUUCGUUUGACACAAAAACUGAUAUAUAUACUGAAAAUGAUACUCAGUCAAUGGCCACGGAGGAGAAUGUAAACCAACUGCUCGUAGGGUCCCUUGGUAAGAGUUUCCUUAAAGCCUCAGCUGUAACAACGAAUGAUGACUCGAACCAGGAACGACAGCGGCAGCCGUCCAAACUUCAACAGGAAAAGGUUGUGGCUGAGGAGGCAAAAGAGGCCCAGGUUAAAGAUAACAAAAAAGAUCUUGGUGAGCAAGGGGAUGAAGUAGCCGAUUUUGAGAUCGAGCAAUCAGCAGUACCUAAGGAAGAAGAAGGCGUUGAUGAAGGGAUGCAUGAAGUUGGGGAUGGAGACAAUGUUGAAAAAGAGCUGUCUUCGGAGCUGGAACGCUUGGAUGUUUCUGAAAAUGGCGAAGAGGAGCAGGAUGUGGGACACGAUGAAGGCUAUGAAGAUUCGAUAAAAGUUGCGAUGGAGGAACAAUCAACAGAACCUAUUGCUUUUCCAUCUACAGAAAUAUCUCCGCUAUCAAUUUCACGGCAUACGGUAUCGACAGAUAAUCGACUCAUCGAUAAACCCCUGUUGUCCACGCCGACGCUCAAAAGAACAUCCGUAUCACAAAUUAAGGCUGCCAGUCAAAUAGAAACGGACGCUACUCAACCCGAUGAAAGAUUUUUGGAAGAGUCUAACCUGGGAACGGUAUCUACAGAUCCUGUAACGCCGAUCCGCUUGGCAUUAAGCAUGACUAGCGCAGACACAGAUGGGCUUGAAGCAGCGCCUCCAACCUUGAAGAAUAUUUUUGCAAUGUCAGAGGAAGGGUCAGGCGAAGAAAUGGAUGAUGCUGUAGCUCUACUGAAAUCCCCUAGCGCUGGCCGCAAUGCUUUUGCUAGGACACAGGGUUUGGAUUUAGGACGAGGCAAAGAAAAGACUUUUACAAGUAACAUCCCUGAAGGUAGCUUUAAACGGAAAUUGGAGCUUGCACUGGCGGAAGAUGCUGAAGACAUGGAUAUGCAUUACGACUUCUACUCAAGGAGUCAUCUGUCUGCUAUUCCAAGAACGGAGCAAUCCAUCACCUAUGAUGACAAGCUACAAUGUAAUCUUAUGUCCCAACCAAGUCAUCGAUAUCGCCAUCAGCAAAAGUAUCAGCAGCAGUCACAUACGCCUCCAUACAUUCCAGCAUGGACAUCCCCUCCAGCACUACCACGACAUCAACAAGGUCAUAAUCUAGCACUAACAUCUGCUUCGCUUCCUUCACCGAUACAGUUUGGGGCUUUGCAGCCAACUCCACCGUCAUCUCGGUAUCUUACGCAACAGGGGCAGAUAGAUACGCCCAAUGGUGGAGCCCUGCAAAGACAACAAACGCGAUAUCCAGGCACGAGUGCAGAUCUUAGCAGCUUCAGUAUCCAUAAUAAUCCAUUACAGCUACAGCAAUAUCACUGCACGCCCGUGUCAAUUCCCACGCCUGCUCCUCUAUUGCAACAGAUGUCGAUGCAACAGCAGCAAGGACAGUAUUUUGAGGGGAAUGUUGACGAAUAUAUUACAGAUGCGGACUAUGACCAGUCCUUGUAUAAAGGAAGGUUAACCAGCUCUACUUCGCCAACCUCUCCAUUAUCACACAGACAAUUUGAUUUUUCGGGGCCAUCGAUGCCAUCAAGAACACUGAACCUGAUGGACUCAUUUAACUGUAGUCAAGGCACGGCUCAGAUGUCACCCAGGCGAUCCCCUAGCCAUCAUGCAUCACAUCGAAGCCAGACCUAUUUCCCUGUGAUGUCGCACGCAGAACAGGAACGAGAGCGAUGUUACCAUUAUUCUCGUGGCAACCGGCUUCCGGAGCCUGCUGGCCAGAAAAAGAUGAGGAACAGCUCCAGCCUUGAGGAAGCAUUUGAAGAAUAUGGAGAAGGCUGUAUGGUCUUCAUCGAGUAA